AUGCCUCUUGAAUUUACUCCUGGAGUUCCUCUCUCUGAUGCAGCUGAGCUUCAGGCCAACUGUUUGCAGCCACCACCAUUCAAGUCUUUACUGUGGAGUCAUCAUGAUAAGGAGUCUUGUGGGAAACGAUUCUCGCUCUCUGACAUGAGGUCUUGGUGCGCUGCUGCUGCUGCUGCUACAACUACUACUCCACAUGGAGGAUCACAGAAAGGACUCAUGAUAUUAGAUCAGUCAGGAAACCAGACUCGUCUAUUACACUGUCCAUUUCCCCUAACUGCAGAACCAGUUAAACUCUCUGAGUUACAACACGGUGUGGAGGAGUCUGAAAUGCAUGAAGACACUGAGGAGAUCAAUGCAUUGCUGUAUUCAGAUGAUGAUGAGGAUUGUGAGAGUGAUGAUGAAGUAAUGAGCACUGCUCACUCUCCUUAUCAAGUUUGCAACAAAAGGGAAUCAGAAGAGAUAGAUAGUCCUUGUAAAAGGCAGAAGCUACUAGAUAAGGUAGAAAACAUCAGUGGCUCAUCAUCACUUGUGGGCAAAGGAGACACUGGUUCUGGUCUGAGCAAUGAGCAGUCAAGAAAAGACAAGAUCCGCACAGCUCUGAAGAUACUCGAGAGCAUAGUUCCAGGUGCAAAAGGAAACGAAGCUCUCUUACUUCUGGAUGAAGCCAUUGAUUACCUAAAGCUACUGAAACAAGACUUACUCUCUACAGAGAUUAAGAACCAGUCACCAGUCACUAGUCACACCAGUUUGUUUGUAAAAGAGACAGCAUGGGAAACAAGAUAG
Molecule: messenger RNA, 783 nt
Organism: Eruca vesicaria subsp. sativa (arugula)
Lineage: Eukaryota; Viridiplantae; Streptophyta; Magnoliopsida; Brassicales; Brassicaceae
Source: the annotation of a GenBank genome assembly